UCGCAUACCUUCGGCACUAUAUCAUCCAAGUUAUUAACCACCACUGCAGUAGUCCAGCGUUUUUCGACCGGCCGUCGGAAAACUCGCAUCGUAUAACCAUAGUGAACUUAUGUUGAUCAAUUCACAGUAUUUGCUCAAGUUUUGACGACUCAGUUACAGUUCGUAUACUCAGAUUGUGGUGGGUGCUUAAUUUUUCAUUAAUGACCACUGAUGAAUCAAAUUUCCGGUAGUUGUAUUUGCAGUAUUUACCGGUAUACCUGUUGUUAUAACAACAAAAAAUAUGGACGUUGGGUUCAUUUUUAUAACUGCGGUCAUAUUAUUCGAGUUUUGCGUCCACUUCCCUGUGUCUUCCACUACCAGCAUCUCUAAUAAAUCUUCCAUCGAACAAUUAAUAGAAUUUAUCAUCAAAAACUCAGAAAAUGGCGCCAAUAAAACUACAAAUUUCAACAUUGAAAAUUUCACGGAUAUCGCUAAAAAUAAUUUUACAGAUAUCGUUAUUGAUAACUCUACAAAAUUUACUAUAGGAAACUUUACAAAAUUCGCUAUUAAUAAUUCCACAAAAAUAAUCUUCGACAAUUCUACCGUCCCUAAACUGACUGGACCGAACAUAUGCAUGUUUAUCAAAAAUUACGUUUCAAAACAAUUAGUCACGAAAUAUGAAAUCCGUUCGUCCAAAAUUCCAUAUUUCUGUUUCAAAAAUUUAAAAUUUGUAUGUUAUUUUGUAACUGAAACUGCAAUUCCGAUUCAAACUGAAACCUUAGAAAACAACUUUGAAAUCAUCAAUACAUGCUGUAAAGACUACGAAAAAACACAAAAUGGAACAAGAUGUCGUCCUGUCUGUAGAGAUCCCUGUGUAUGGGGCACAUGUAUUUCACCGAAUGUGUGUAGUUGUGAUAAAUAUUACGAUGGACCGUCUUGUCGUAUACGUAUAGGUUGUCCAUUGGGAAAAUACGGAUUUGAUUGCACGCAAACGUGUCAGUGUCAAAAUAAUGCUACAUGCAAUUAUACAAAUGGUAAUUGUUCUUGUCAGCAAGGAUAUUGGGGAAAAUAUUGUGAAAAUCUAUGUCCAUCUGGAUAUUACGGUCAUAAAUGCCAAAACGUAUGUAAAUGUCAAGAUAAUGCAAAAUGUGAUCCAGUAAACGGUGUUUGUUACUGUUCACUAGGAUACACAGGAAUUAAUUGUAAAGUAAAAUGUCCACCAGGAUUUUAUGGUUAUAAAUGUCAAAAUGAAUGUAAAUAUCAAAAUGGCACAAAAUGCGAUAUAGUUAAUGGUGAUUGUACUUGUCUAACAGGAUAUGAAGAACACAAUGUCGAAUUAAAUAAAUGCGAUUGCAAAAGUGGUACAUUAUAUAAUUCAGCAAAUGAAACUUGUUCCUGCCAACCAGAGCAUGUAAGAAAUAAUUACAAGCAUACUUGUCCCCAGGGUUAUUAUGGAAAAAAUUGUCAAAAUAUAUGUAAAUGUCAAAAUGGUGCCAAAUGUGAUGCAGUAAACGGCGACUGUCAUUGUACUCCAGGAUAUACUGGAAAAUAUUGCUCGUCAAAUUGCCCAUCGGGAUUCUAUGGCUAUAAAUGUCAAAACGAAUGUAAAUGUCAAAACGGUGCCUUAUGUGAUCCAGUCAUUGGAUCUUGUACAUGUCCAUCGGGUCUAUCGGGAAAGAACUGUCUUAUUGGGAAUAAAUCCAGAAUCGACGGGGAAAAUAAUAAGACGGUGUGUGAUUGUAAUUGGCACAAAUAUGACUACUGCGAACCAUUAACCGGCACAUGCAAAUGCAAACAACCCAUCAACGGAACUUGUGUCUGCAAACCCGGUUUGGUCGGAAACGAAUGUGAGAAAACGUGUCCACCAGGUACGUACGGUUUGAAUUGCAAUUCAACUUGUAGAUGUCAUAAAAAUGCAAAAUGUCGAGAGUCCGAUGGAAUUUGUUUGUGUGAGCCCGGAUUUUAUGGACCUACGUGCUCGGAAGCUUGUCCCAAAAAUUAUUACGGAGAAAUGUGUUUACGUAUGUGUAUGUGCAAUGUGACCAUGGAAAUUUGUAAUCAUAUUAAAGGAUGUAUAGCAUGCAACAGCAGUUUUUCAAAUGAAAGCGAAUGCAUCAACGCCCUUCAGUUACAGCCAACAGACAAUGAAGCGAUCUGGAUUUUUGACAUUUUGGUGAUUUUGAUCUUCUUGAUGAUUUCAACAAUAUGCUUGGCGAUAAUGAUGUGCUGCUUUUACUACUUUAAUCAACGUAAAAUUCAAAUAUAUAAUACAGGGCAUGUGAACAAUAUUGAACUUCAAAAGUCUACCGACAUGGGAUCAAACCCUAACAUUGAAGUGAUAUGUAAUGCUGAAAAUUGUGGUAUGAACAUUGGAAAUAAUACACUCGAUUCGAGAUUACCAAUGACCAGCUAUACGAACAAAACAUUUUACGACAAUUAUGCACGUGACCACAGUUUUGAUGAUGAUACCGGUGAAAACUUGUACUUGGAAAUUGACGAAAGUACUUUCAAACGUUCAGAUAUGUACGAUCAUCUAGAUUUCCUACGUCCAACAGUAUCAUGGAAGCCGCAUUAUCAGUGUACAUUGGUGUUGCAAGAUCAAAGCAGUAGUAGUUCGAAGAAAGAAGAUACGACAUAAUGUAUUUACUUAUCUUAUAUAAUAACGUUUGCUUAAUUAUUACAUUUAUAUUAUUAUUAUUAUAGACACCAUAGGGUUAUUUUAUAUAUUGUUAAUAUACACAGCAAUAAAAACGUAAGCAUUACAAAAAAAUAA
Molecule: messenger RNA, 2752 nt
Organism: Melanaphis sacchari
Lineage: Eukaryota; Metazoa; Arthropoda; Insecta; Hemiptera; Aphididae
Product: protein draper-like
Exons: 15
Coding region: 281-2617 (778 amino acids)
Molecular function (GO): scavenger receptor activity
Source: RefSeq, a predicted model, not a curated record